Messenger RNA from Labeo rohita (rohu), 2270 nucleotides. RefSeq names its product solute carrier family 36 member 4 (gene slc36a4). Gene Ontology annotation, molecular function: L-proline transmembrane transporter activity; L-alanine transmembrane transporter activity. Lineage: Eukaryota; Metazoa; Chordata; Actinopteri; Cypriniformes; Cyprinidae. The transcript has 12 exons. The record is from RefSeq and is a predicted model, not a curated record. Gene Ontology annotation, biological process: amino acid transmembrane transport; L-alanine transport. Bases 365 to 1840 code for a protein of 491 amino acids. Gene Ontology annotation, cellular component: vacuolar membrane.
CGCAUAGUUUGUGUGUGAGAUCCGUGAUGAUGUCCACCGUCCGGGUGAAUUUUAUCCGCUGUGAUCCACUACAAAUCUCCAGCGGGACUCAUAUUCAUUGACGGGUGGCUUCUUUCAAUGGCAUGUCAUCAGUUUAGGCUUGAGUCAUCUGAUAGCGCGGGUUGUUCGGUGCGGAUAUCGGAUCCAGCGCAGGCCCGGUGAUGGUCGCGAAUGAAGCCGAAGAGAGCAAGAGAGGAGCGGCUGUGAUUUCUGCGCUCCUUCGCUGAUUCCCCGUGUGCCAACUCAUCAGAGCACACAACACGCACCCGCAACAUAAUCAGCUUCAGCGGGUUUGAAUAAACAGCCUCCAGAUGAGCAGUACAAGAUGCCAGCAGCUGAACAACUAGAUAUGGAGGUGAUGACCCCUCUGAUGGAGGAAACAGGAGGUGAUGAGGAGGAGGAUGUAGAUGUAGAUGAAGGUCCAGAGCAUCUACCACAAGGCAUCACGUUUACACAAACCCUGCUGCAUCUCCUAAAGGGGAAUAUCGGCACAGGAUUGCUUGGUCUUCCUCUAGCAGUGAAGAAUGCUGGGAUAGUGCUAGGUCCGGUUAGUCUGGUUCUGAUGGGCGUUGUGUGCGUUCACUGCAUGCACAUCCUGGUCAACUGCAGUCAUCAACUGAGUGAGCGGUUGAAACGUUCCCCCCUCGGUUACAGCGACACGGUUGCAGUUGCCAUGGAGAUGAGUUCCUCCCAGUGCCUGAGGAAAGGUGCUCAUUUUGGGAGGCACUUGGUGAAUUUCUUCCUGGUUUUGACCCAGCUGGGCUUCUGUAGUGUUUAUUUUGUGUUCCUGGCUGAAAACAUUAAACAGGUGAUGGAGGGAACUCAUCUGAACAGCUCUGUGGAGACUGUACUGUUAAAUGGCUCAGACGAGGGUGCCGUCUCCCCAACAACACCUCCUGUUGCCGCGGCUACAGGGCUGGACCUGCGGCUCUACAUGGUCUUCCUCCUUCCCUUCAUCAUUGUGCUGACCUUCAUUAGAGACCUGAGGAACAUGGCCGCUCUCUCUGCCAUCGCCAACCUCUGUAUGGCUGUCAGCCUUGUCUUCAUCUUCACAUAUAUACUCAAUGAUGUGAGCGAUCCUAGACGUCUGCCGUACGCCUCCACAUGGAGGAAGUUUCCCUUCUUCUUUGGAACAGCCAUAUUUGCCUUUGAAGGAAUUGGAGUGGUUCUUCCAUUGGAGAAUCAAAUGAGGGAACCGAAGCGAUUCCCUCAAGCCCUCAACAUUGGUAUGGGCGUCAUCAUCGUCCUCUACGUGACUCUGGCGACGCUGGGAUACCUCCGCUUCGAAGACGACAUCAAAGGAAGCAUCACGCUUAACCUUCCACAUGAUUCCUGGUCUAAUCAGCUGGUGAAGGUCUUGUACUCGUUCGGUGUGUUUGUGAGUUUUGCGGUGCAGUUUUUUGUGCCGGCGGAGAUUUUGGUUCCGCCCGUGUGCGAGCGCGUGAGGAAGACCUGGAGACGGGUGGCUGAUCUCAGCCUGCGAGCGCUGCUCGUCUGCCUCACCUGUGUAACGGCAGUCUUGAUACCGAGGUUAGAUCUGGUGAUCUCACUGGUCGGUGCGGUGAGCAGUUCGGCGCUAGCGCUCGUCUUCCCUCCUCUGGUGGAGCUGGUGGCGUUUCCCAGUCAACCUCCUCCUCCUCUCCUGCUCCUCAAAGACCUUUCCAUCGCCUUCAUAGGCUUCAUAGGCUUCCUGACGGGAACCUAUGUGACGCUGGAGGAGAUUAUUUAUCCCGACGACCAAGGACAGAUCCGUCUCCGUGACGACGGGAACUGGACCACACCCACUACCUCACCUCCUUAAAGACCACACCCACAAACGAAGGACCAAUCAUGACCAAUUGAGUUCCAUAUUAAAAGGGCACAGUGUCAUUUUGAAUACUGUAACGGCACAGACGCUGCUUCCUGUGAGCAGAAGACCCUGUCUUAUAGAGGUUGAGGCGUUUUUUUUUAUAGCUCAAUUUGUUUUCAUUCCACAGGCACAUGCCAAGAUAUGUAAGUGAGUGAUGGUGUGCAUGGGAAAUAUUUCCUCUGUACAGACUUAUGGACUUCCCGUGACUCCACCCUGUUCUAGAUGGAAUGGCUUUAGCUCCAUCAGGUCGGUGAAGCGUAUAGCAUGACGGGCUGUCAGCAUUUAACACUGCGGGACAGCACCAGAGAAAUAUUGCACACUGUAAAGAAUGUACGUUCUCGCUGACUAGAGGUAUUAUUAAUAAACCGAUCGUUUCUCCUGA